This is a messenger RNA of Lathyrus sativus (Indian pea), 1341 nucleotides long. Lineage: Eukaryota; Viridiplantae; Streptophyta; Magnoliopsida; Fabales; Fabaceae. The record is from the annotation of a GenBank genome assembly.
AUGUCGUGUUCUUCUUCAUCUGGGUCGGAAGAUGAUGAAGAGGGCUUCGAUUCCUACCGGAAGGGAGGUUACCAUGCUGUCAGGGUCGGCGAUCAGUUCGCCGGUGGUCGGUAUGUGGCUCAGAGGAAAUUGGGUUGGGGUCAGUUUUCAACCGUUUGGCUUGCUUAUGAUACUACAACCUCUGCAUAUGUUGCUCUCAAGAUUCAAAAAAGUGCGGCGCAGUUUGUUCAAGCUGCUCUUCACGAGAUAAGCGUUCUUUCAUCCAUUGCUGAUGGUGCUCCGUCAAAUUCAAAAUUUGUUGUUCAAUUGAUUGACCAGUUUAAGCACACGGGCCCAAAUGGGCAGCAUCAGUGCAUGGUGCUUGAGUUUCUCGGAGACAGCUUGCUCCGUCUAGUCAAAUACAACCGUUACAAAGGUCUUCCGCUGAAUAAAGUUAGGGAGAUUUGUCAAUGCAUUUUGAUUGGUUUGGAUUACUUGCAUAGAGAACACGGUAUUAUCCAUACAGACCUAAAACUGGAAAAUGUUCUUCUGGUUUCUACCAUUGAUCCUGCCAAAGACCCUGUUAGAUCAGGAGUCUCGCCGAUUUUAGAGAGGCCAGAGGUAAAUGUAAACGGCACGGUUACUAGUCUUAUUGAGAAAAAGUUGAAAAGGAGAGCGAGGAGGGCGGUCGCUAAAAUAUCUGGACAAAGAGCUUCGAUGGGAGGAGCGGGGGAAUCUCCGCAAUCUGAGAGAAGAAAUAUGCAUGGGAUUGAUGUUAGAUGCAAAGUGGUAGAUUUUGGAAAUGCUUGUUGGGCUGAUAAGCCUUUUGCGGAAGAAAUUCAGACAAGACAGUACAGAGCUCCCGAAGUUAUUCUGCAAGCUGGCUAUUCGUUCUCCGUCGACAUGUGGUCUUUUGCCUGUAUUGCUUUUGAACUCGCCACUGGUGAUAUGUUAUUUACUCCCAAAGUCGGACAAGGUUUUAGCGAGGAUGAGGAUCACCUUGCUCUGAUGAUGGAACUCCUUGGAAAGAUGCCCCGAAAGGUUGCUACUGGAGGAGCAAAAUCUAAGGAUUUCUUUGACAGACACGGUGAUCUGAAAAGGAUCCGAAGGCUAAAAUUCUGGCCACUAAGCAAACUAUUGAUUGAAAGAUACGCAUUUUCAGAGAGUGACGCUAAUGAAUUAUCGGAGUUUCUUUUACCUCUUCUUGAUUUUGCACCUGAGAAGCGUCCAACUGCGCAGCAGUGCCUACAACACGCAUGGCUCGCCGGAAAGGACUCGGUUCCAAGUGAAAAGAGAAAUGAAACCAGUGUUGAAAAAGUGGAUGUUGGAAUAAGCAACCUUAAAAUCAGGGUGGGGAAGUGA